AUGAAUCAACAACGCCCUCUCGUGCCGGAGAGCAGUGCCUCUGUCAGAUCUGGCAGCAGUCGUGGCGAUAUGGACAUCAAGCCAACCAUGCCGAUGCCUGCCAUGCCGCAGCGCAAGAAGAAACCCGGGCCAAAGCGAGACAGCAAACCUGCGCCCAACGAGAAACUUGAGAGGAAUCGACAAGCACAGAGAACACAUCGAGAACGAAAAGAGCAAUACACAAAAGAUCUCGAGCUGGAAGUGAUGCGCUUGAAAGAGCUGUAUGUCAACUCUACGCGAGAACGUGAUGGAGCCUUCAAGGCACGCGACGACGCCACUAUUGAACAGGAUCGCCUUCGUGUGGAGAAUCACAGAUUGCGCGAAGAGAAUCAGCGCAUGAGAGAAGCACUCCAAGCUUCCAAUUCAUCAACAGACUCUGGCUUCGAUGCAAUGUCUGUCAGCUGUGACGCGACCCGUAAAGGCAGUAUCUCGACGACAGAUGGCUUUCCCGGAAUGGUGGCUCCUGUCAACAUACAAGAACUUGCGGCUCAGAACAGCCUUGCGGAAAGCCGACGACCAAGUGUAUGGGAAGAGUGCGAAUCGAGAGGCUUCGCAUCUGACGACGUCAUGCGGGAACCUCCAAUCAAGAUUGAGCGAUCGACCGCCCAACAAGGCUCUACUCACAUUUCUGCGCAGCUUUCUGCGCAGCUCACUAUGCAAUUGCCUGCUGCAGGCAUCGACUACGAUGAACUGGGCCUUGACUUUGUCCUAACUCUUGAGAAGCCAUGCAUGGGGCACAUACAGUAUCUCCAUGUUCGUGCUCAUAAUUGGCAGUCCGGCCAAGACGGGAACACGAUGAUACCGCCCAUGGAAGUGCCAGACGAUGGCGAGAAUCAGCACAUAUCCGGACAUGCUUUGAUGGCCACAGCACCCCCGUACAGCACGGUCAUGGAAGACCCAGCGCAACGCUAUCCGACGCAGUAUCCACACGGCCUCAAGCGCGAGGAUCUGAUGAAUUUGCUGAAUCUGGCCUCCCAGCUGGAGACCAAUGAAGUCGAGCUACCUCCGGUCAAAGCGUGGCUGAGGAUCAUGCAGGAUGCCAGACUCCGGCAGCUUGGUGUCAGUGAUUUCGAUCUUCUCAAGCAAAACUUGUUGAGCAAAGUGCAUUGUUAUCGCUUUGGUGCCGUGAUCGAAGAUCAUGAUAUUGAGGAUGCUCUGCAGCAGGUUCUGAACUGGAAAACUGGCAACUCUGCAAAUUAUGGCGUUGCAGAGCCCAUGCCACCACCAGGACAUCCGUCCCACAUGGGCUCUGCUCCUGUGCAUCUGGCUGCACCAACUUCUGUGCCACCUGGCACCGCCUUGUGA
Messenger RNA from Fulvia fulva, 1344 nucleotides. RefSeq lists its product as uncharacterized. NCBI's taxonomy places the organism in Eukaryota, Fungi, Ascomycota, Dothideomycetes, Mycosphaerellales, Mycosphaerellaceae. The record is from RefSeq and is a predicted model, not a curated record. Gene Ontology annotation, cellular component: RNA polymerase II transcription regulator complex. Gene Ontology annotation, molecular function: DNA-binding transcription activator activity, RNA polymerase II-specific; transcription cis-regulatory region binding. The transcript has 5 exons. The coding region runs from base 1 to 1344 and encodes 447 amino acids.